CGCCAACCCGGAACGAGCGCACUGAAUCUUGGGAACUACGUCAUACAAAGCAAGCAAGCGAGGAAGAAGACGCCAUUUUAGGGACAGAAAUUCGCAGGAAAGAAACAUGGGUAGUCGUGUGUACAUUGGACGAUUGCCCUACCACGCCAGAGAAAAAGAUGUCGAGAGAUUCUUCAGAGGCUAUGGGAGGAUCAGAGAAAUCAACCUGAAGAAUGGUUUUGGCUUUGUGGAGUUUGAUGACCCACGGGAUGCGGAUGAUGCUGUGUAUGAACUGAAUGGCAAGGAGCUGUGUGGGGAGAGGGUUAUUGUUGAGAAUGCCCGUGGUCCCGCCAGGGGGUGGGAGGGCGGGUUUUCGGUGGGGGGAGGCUAUGGCUAUCGGCCUGGCUGGCUAGACAACGGCCGUGGCAGUGGAGGUGGCCGGGGGUCGGAUAGCAGGAACAGAUACGGGCCGCCUGUCCGCACAGACUACCGUCUGAUUGUGGAGAACUUGUCCAGUCGCUGUAGCUGGCAGGACUUGAAGGACUACAUGCGGCAAGCUGGAGAGGUCACCUAUGCUGAUGCGCACAAGCAGAACAAAAAUGAGGGGAUUGUGGAAUUUGCCACCUACCGUGACAUGGAGAAUGCCCUGAGAAAGCUUGACGGGACUGAAAUCAAUGGUCGUAAGAUCAAACUGGUGGAGGACAGGCCAUCAAGAAGGCGCAGGUCUUAUUCUCGCUCUCGUUCUCGGUCCAGGAGCCGAAGCCGCAGUCGCUCGCGCUCCCGGUCCCGCAGCCGCUCGCCGCGCAGCCGCAGCCGGUCCCGCAGCAGGUCCCGCUCCCGGUCCCGCAGCCGCUCGCACUCCCGCAGCAAGAGCAGGGACAAGUCCGCCAGCCGCUCCCCUGCCAAGGACACCCAGGUCAAGCAGUCCAAGUCCAAGUCACGGUCCAAGUCGCGGUCUAAGUCUCGCGAACGCAGCGGAGAGGAGGACAACAAGGACGAGUAGUAGACAGGAUUAAGGCAGAAGUGUGCAUCAGGCACCUUCAAUCUACUGAUGACCGAGUCAUUCCAGAUGUUAAAAUGAAGUAAAUCAUUUGCCCCACAGUAUAUAGGCAGUUCUUUGCAUGCCACUUUCUCCUUUACUAAGUUUUUAAUGGCAUGUACAUUGGGUGCAAAUCAGGAUUAUUGUAUGGGGAUACAGACUGUAGAUUUUUUCAGGGGGGUAUGUUCAAACACCAAUGCAACACUCUUAGUCCUUCACUUACCAAGUCAGUUAAAUGGGAAUUGUCUUAAUAUGAACAUACUGUAUAACUAGAAAGGGCCAGGUAACAUCUAUCAAAUACUGGAUGUGGAGAAGAAUUGCACAUGAUCUCGAGUGUAAGGAAAGGAAAUUCGGUUGUGCAAGGUAGUCUUGUUGGAUCGUUUGAUGUGUGUUCAUUUGUGAAUCAUUUUUGUUAAGUCAUUUUUUGGAGGAUGGGUAGGGUAGCCUUGAGACUUUUUGUGUACAGCUUGGUUGCCAACAAGAUGGUGACCUUACACUUGACGUGUUAUGUACAUUUCUCAGUGCAUUAAAAGCCUUUUAAUAAUGUA
This is a messenger RNA of Branchiostoma belcheri (Belcher's lancelet), 1566 nucleotides long. RefSeq names its product serine/arginine-rich splicing factor 4-like. The coding region runs from base 107 to 982 and encodes 291 amino acids. Gene Ontology annotation, molecular function: mRNA binding. Gene Ontology annotation, biological process: alternative mRNA splicing, via spliceosome; mRNA splice site recognition. The record is from RefSeq and is a predicted model, not a curated record. Gene Ontology annotation, cellular component: cytoplasm; nucleus; ribonucleoprotein complex. Lineage: Eukaryota; Metazoa; Chordata; Leptocardii; Amphioxiformes; Branchiostomatidae. The transcript is spliced from 9 exons.